AUGGCACCCACCGCCCAACUCCCCGGCUCUCCCCCGAGGAAGCGGUCACGGAAAGCGGCGACGGACGACAACGUGACCCGGCCACUCUCAGCCCACAGCCAUGUGCAUUGGGGAAUCAAGCGCCCUCGGUUCGAAGUUAAACUCGACAGUGGCAACGAUCUGCGGAUUCCCAAGAGGGAACGAUAUUCCCCUUCGGUAGAUGAGAGCCCAUCAAAGAUAUCUGCCUCCAUAAGGUCAGACGCCAAGGCUGACAGUGACCCGACCCUUUGCGCUGCUGGCGACGACGUUGUCGCCGCGGGUACCAGGAGCAGUCGCCAUCCUCCGGUCUCUCAGAAGACCGUCGCUGUCGACUCUGAAGCAGAACCGGAGGAACGUCACGGUUCACUCGGCCACGGAGACGACAAAGAGCCAAGGGCCGAUGACGGUGCCUCGAUCCUGCCUCAAGGAACGUCUGGCACGCCCGCUGCUAGUGAUGCGAAAGAGGGAGAUCUUGACGCGACCGUUAUCUCUGGGAAUUCACGCGUUGAUGUAAAGUCCGCUUCAGACCCUGUCGGUGGCCCACACAAGGACACCCCGACUACCCAUCUGACGUCUCUAUCGAGCACUGAAAGCUCAGCGGUCAGACCAGAUGGCGACAAUGCAGUGGCCAACGCCGCAAAGGAUGCCUCAGUAAAUCCCUCUGCGCACCUGGACUUACUUGGCAGCCCUUCGGACGAUACGCAAGGCGUCAGCACCCCCACGGCAUCUCGUCCUGACCAAGGUCCUGCCGUAAUUCCCGACUCGUCGGGCCACCUGACGGACAAGAGCCGCUCAAUCGAGCACACGACCAACGCGGAGGUAUCUGCUCAGCAAGAUGACGUUCCGCAUAACACGGACUUGCCCUUUGGUAUUCUGUCUGAGUUUCCUUCGGAUCUUUUGUAUGAGAUCCUCGGCCACGCGUCUCCAUUGACAUUACUUACUCUGUCGCGGGUCAAUCACGCUUUCCGGGAGGUGCUGAUGUCUCGCAAGAGACGAUAUAUCUGGAGACGGUCUAUCAAAGCGGCCAAUGCAUCUUACGUGCGAUUUCCAUUAUGCCCGAAAGGCAUCACUGAGCCCCAAUGG
This is a messenger RNA of Gloeophyllum trabeum ATCC 11539, 1101 nucleotides long. RefSeq lists its product as uncharacterized. The annotation marks the transcript as partial. NCBI's taxonomy places the organism in Eukaryota, Fungi, Basidiomycota, Agaricomycetes, Gloeophyllales, Gloeophyllaceae. The transcript has 5 exons. Gene Ontology annotation, molecular function: protein binding. The record is from RefSeq and is a predicted model, not a curated record.